AUGAGGAACCUGAGAACAAGUAUGAAACAUAUACAUGAGAAUAAAGACACCUCCAACAAGACACAAGUGACCAUGUUCGUAUUCGCUGGACUGACUGAGGAUAAGAGGCUGGAAACCUUCCUUUUCAUAUUAUUCAUUGUCAUCUAUCUUGUCACCAUAUUGGCCAAUCUUGGCCUGGUGGUCAUUGUCCAUAAUGCCUCAAACCUCCAGAACCCGAUGUACUUCUUCCUCAGUUAUCUCUCCCUCGUGGACGUCUUCUAUUCCUCCACCAUUACUCCUAAGAUGCUUUCUGACUUUAUGUCCCUGAAGAAGACGAUCUCCUUUGCAGGUUGUGCUCUUCAGUUCUUCUUCUAUGCCGCUCUUGCCUCCAUAGACUCCCUCCUUCUUUCUUCCAUGUCCUAUGACCGUUUUGUUGCCAUCUGCCACCCUCUCCAUUAUGUGUCCAUUAUGACUAGGAAGAAAUGUCUCUGUCUUGUUCUAUUUUGUUUCUCUGUUGGUUUCUUACAGUCCUCGAUACAGACCAGCUGCACCUUCAGUCUACAGUUCUGUGGAUCGAACCUCAUUGACCACUUCUACUGUGAUACUCCUGUGAUACUCAGACUGGCCUGCUCGGAUACAGUUACAUGUGACUUGGUCACCAUCUGCAUAGUUAGUGCUAUGGCCAUGGGUCCAUUAGUGACUAUACUACUGUCUUACACACUAAUCAUAUUCUCAAUUUCCAGCUUGCAGUCAGCAGAAGGUCGGAGGAAAGCCUUCAGUACCUGCUCGUCACAUCUCAUGUGCAUCUCAAUCUUCUAUGGAACCAUAUUUUCUACCUACUUGCAUCCUCCUUCCAGUAUCUUCACUAUACAAGACAAGGUGGCUUCCGUCUUCUACACAGCAGUCACUCCAAUGCUGAACCCCCUUAUAUAUAGUCUAAGGAACCAAGACGUGAGAAGGACCAUCAUAUCAUCAUUCCAAUGCUGA
This is a messenger RNA of Hyla sarda, 966 nucleotides long. RefSeq names its product olfactory receptor 1019-like. Bases 1 to 966 code for a protein of 321 amino acids. Gene Ontology annotation, cellular component: membrane. Lineage: Eukaryota; Metazoa; Chordata; Amphibia; Anura; Hylidae. Gene Ontology annotation, biological process: G protein-coupled receptor signaling pathway. The transcript has 2 exons. Gene Ontology annotation, molecular function: G protein-coupled receptor activity; olfactory receptor activity. The record is from RefSeq and is a predicted model, not a curated record.